This is a messenger RNA of Branchiostoma floridae (Florida lancelet), 2586 nucleotides long. RefSeq names its product kelch repeat and BTB domain-containing protein 2-like. The record is from RefSeq and is a predicted model, not a curated record. The transcript has 6 exons. Bases 120 to 1859 code for a protein of 579 amino acids. Lineage: Eukaryota; Metazoa; Chordata; Leptocardii; Amphioxiformes; Branchiostomatidae. Gene Ontology annotation, molecular function: protein binding.
UUGGCACAGAUCAACAGCACACCACCUUGUAAUGUUUCUCGCCAGAGGGCGCUUUUGCACCAACGUUGUUCCGGGCAUCCUGCCCUACCCCGCUCACACAGUGGGCACGUCCAACAAACAUGGCGGACCGUCCCGUGGCUUUUCCUCGCAGCUACCAAGAUGACAACUAUUUUUUCGGCUUUCUUGAAUUUGUAGGUGGCUUCCAAAUGGCUGGGAUACUGCAGGAUGUCGUCCUUGAAGUCGAGGACAGAAAGUUUCCCUGCCAUCGGCUUGUUCUGUCCGCGGCCAGCCCCUACUUCCAGGCCAUGUUUACAAGUGGCAUGGCGGAGAGUCGGCAGAAGACGGUUGUUUUACAGGGUUUGGAUGCAGGGAUGUUUGAGGAAAUCUUGGAGUACAUCUACUCAGGAAGCCUCCAACUGUCCCUGGACAAAGUGCAGCCCCUGUACCAGGCAGCCGACCUUCUCCAACUGGACUAUGUGAGAAAAGCCUGCAUUGACUACAUGGUCAUGAAUGUUCAGCGCUCCACCUGUGUGGACCUGUACAAGUUUGCUGAUGCCUUCUCUGUGGACAUGGUCCAGAGGCGAAGUCUGCAGACUAUCCACAUUCAUUUUGCAAAGGUUGCCCUCAGUGAGGAGUUCUUCACCCUGAGUGUGAAUCAGCUGACUGAGAUCAUCAGCCACGAUGAGCUGGAUGUUAAAGAGGAGACAACAGUGUGGGAGGCUGUGGUGAGAUGGGUGCAGCACAGCAGGGAGGACAGACUGCACCACCUACCCAGCAUUCUCCCUCACAUCCGCUUCAACCUGCUGACCUCAGACGACACGGCAGCCAUCUUGGAACACCCCCUGGUCAGGGAGGAUCCUGGGAGUUCUGAGGUCAUCAGGAAUGUGGUACAGAAAGACAACCCCGACCUGAAGCCAAGGCUUGGCAUGGCGACCACAGAGAUGGCUCUGGUGUACAAUAUAGAUAGAAAUCGGCUCCUGUUCAUGAACCCUCAGCAAGGGAAGUACAUCAGCUGUAGUUAUGAGCCUGGGACGCUUCCCAAUCCAGUUGCCACCACCGUCACCAGUGAUAACAACAUCUACAUCCUCUCUUGUGUGCCUGGGGGUGAAGGCCGGUUGCACCUUACUCGGUACAACCACGCAGAAAAUGUGUGGGAAUGUGCUAAUAUGUCUUCAGUAUCCAGGUUAGAGGAACUUAGAAGAGAUGGGGUUAGUGUCGAUCAACACCUUGUUGAAGUUGAACAGAUUUUGUACUACCUUGCCCUGGAAAGGAGGAAAGACAACAGUUCCUUGUUGCGGAUGACAAAGUAUAUACGGGAGACAGACCAAUGGCAGGAGUGCUCACGGCUGCUCCUCGGCAAAACUCUCUACGACAUCCUGACACCGCAAUGCGGUCCAUACCUCUAUUUCCUCUCGGGGACUGAAGUGCAUCGCUACGACCCGAGUCAGGAUCGUUGGAUCCGUCGCACCCCGCCGAUGGUCCGGACCGACCUCUGCUCUGCCGUUGCCAUGGGAACAGAGAUUUUCUGCACCGAUCGUUACUUCAGUCACACGCUGGUGUACGACACAGAGUCGGACAGCUGGCAGGAGCUGGCAGGCUGGCCUGACCCGGGAUACCGGGAUGUUCGGACAUUGACCACUCCCCAGCUUUUUGUACUGGAGAACCAGCUGCACAUACUGUUCGAAGCUCACGACCCUGACCUGGACGACGCACCUUCAGAAAAUCUGGUGUAUGUGUACGACAGGUCUGCUGAUGCCUGGAGAGACUUGGAGGCUGCCCUGCCGGAUGAACGUUAUAUAGGACGUGGUCCACUGUGCCCUGUGGCACGUAUGUACCUACCAUAUCUGCAGGGGUCAUAGAAAUAUACUACUGAAAUCUCAUCAUCAUGAAAUAUGAUAGGUAAUGGAGUAUGGAGCUCACAUUCGCUCACCCGCUCACUCAUUCACACACUCAGUCACUGUCAGGUUUAUUGUCUAACGAUGUCUGUUGUACCCAUGUUGCGAGGGUUAGAUGUGCUUGCACACACAUCUCGUGGCUUAAAAGUAGGUUUCUGUUCCAGUUUCAUCUACAUGUAUGUUAGCCCAUCAAAUGUGACAUUGUAGAUAGAGUUCAUUAGUGCUUGUCAAUGUCAACUAAUGUAAGUAAUAUUGGACUUAACAUUAGCACAAGAUAAGUGCUAGUUAGCCAAAAUAAGUGCUUUGUUACCUAAAUGCUAGUCAAACAAUAUCAGUACUAGUUAACUAGCCUUAGUGCUAGUAGGAUUACUGUAGUGCUAGUUAACAAGAAUUGGUGCCAGAUAACCAACCAUAAUGCUAGUAAACUAAUGUUAGUACUAGUUAACCAGAGUAAGUUCAAGAUUACUGAAAUUAAUUUAGUUCUCGUUAACUAAUAUUAGUUCUAGUUAACUACCAUGGAUUUAGUGCUUCUAGUUGACUGAAUUAAGUGGUAGUUGACUAACGUUAGUGCUAGUUAGUGUAACCAGAAGGUUCAGUAGAUUUCUCAGUGCACAGAUCUGUUAUACAGACUAUAGUUCAGACGUUGUCAUGAUUUGAAUAAAGAUUAUUUUUCCAGUGAUGUUUAAAAGUA